AAUAGUUUGUAAUUUUAAACUAGCAUAAUACUUUGUGCCUUUCACAUAUAUUUUUCAGUGUUCUUCCUGUGCAAUACUUUGCAGAGGAAUGCAAGCUUCAAAGAUUGAAAACAGAAGAAAAGCAGAGCCAUUCUACUGGCUGUCAGUGGCAAAGCCUAAGACCAGUGCUGAGAUUGUAAAUGAAGCCAGAGAUGCUCUACGAACAGUAAGAACUCAAAGACCAUUCACACCUACAGAUGAACAAAGGAAACUUUUUGGGUCUCGAWCCUCACAAUGUCCUCAAAGUAGACCUGCUUCAGUUUUUAGUCUUCAUGCAUCCAGUUUUGAUUUGGCUGAAUCAAGACCACUUUCUGGUGUUCGUCUAAGCCCACUGGGUCAUAAACCAAUGCUAAUCAGUUCUGCAAAAGAUGAAGAUUCUUCUGUUUUCCUUCCAAAACCUCCAGCUGAUGCUGCAGAGGUUAGAAAAGUCAGCAAUGCUCAGAAAGGCUUGUUUAGAGCAACUUCUCUGGGAAAUUUAUUUUCUUCUGAAGUAGUUCCUCCAGAUCAGAAUGAAGAGAAGCUAGAUUUUGAAGAACCAACUAUGAUGAUGAAUAAUCUUGACAGAAGUAAUAAUAACUGCUUAGCAGAGCGAAAGUUGUACACAUCAUUUAAUGAUGAAAGUAGACAAUUAAUUUGUAAUGAGYAUGUCAGCAGAUCAGGAAGUGAAGACUCCAUGAAAGGGACACCAGGAAAAUUUUCAUUUCAGCUGCAGGGAGAAAGAAGUGUCAACAGUGAUGGCAGCUUUGCUGAUGAAGAGCAACAGUUUCCCUGUGACGAGGUGAAAGAGCCYGGCAAAAAGUCAUCACAGCCAAGGAGUUCACACUGGAAGAGAAGAGUAACAGGCUUAAAGAAUGAAACAAAAAUAAAUGAAUGGGACGAGGAAGAUAUCUUUUGGCAGAAAAGGAUUCUCCCAAUUCUACAGGAACUGGAAAAAAAAGACAAUAUAGAAAACCUUUGUCUGGCUUGUACCAAGCUCUAUCAAGCAUUGAAUGAAGGAAAUAUGCUUGGAAAAAGAUUUAAAAGAAGAAAUGUGCUUCUGAAGACAUUAUAUAAACUUGUAGACAUUGAUUCAGAUCCACUUUGCCUGAAGCUGGCAAAGAUUAUUGUAGCUAUGAAAGUAGAUGGAAGAAAUCUUCUUAGUGUUUGCAAGUUAGCAUUUAAAAUUUGCAAGGACAAAAAGAAUGAUUUAAUCGUUCAAAAUGACACAUUUCAAAAGGAUGCAUUAUUGGAUUAUUUGUUGGAGGUUCUGAGAAAUGAAGAUCUACAAAAAAACAACGAAGCUCUCGUCUAUUGCAUGGGAGCUAUAAAAUUCAUGUCUGGAAAUGCAGUACUCCUUAAUGAAAUGGUCAACAAAGGAGCUGUUGAAAUGUUGCUGCAAUUAAUGAAGCAGAUUAAUAACAUAAAAGAACAUGACACAUAUUUCUCCAACUUGGGCCACUUAUUAGUCCAGCUGGCAGCCACUGUGCGGACCCUGGCUGACUUUGCUCCGGCGCGGUGCCGCCUCAGCUGCAGCGGUGCCGUCUCCGAGCUCUGUGUGGCGCUGGAGCAGCGCGGCGCCGAUAAGGACGUGUGCACCUGCAUAGUCCGGAUCCUCAGCAAACUUUCUUCCUACAAUGACUUCUGUGCAGCUUUAGCAGACUGCUCCAGAUGUUACAUCUUAUUUUUAGCCCUACUAAACAAACACCAGAAGCAGCAGGAUAUAGUUAUCCGUAUCAUCUUCAUUCUUGGUAAUUUAACAGCAAAGAAUAACAAGGCCCGUGAGCAAYUUUUUAAAGAAAAAGAAAGUGUUAACACCUUGACAUCAUUAUUCCAAACCUACUAUGAACUUGAUUUGAGUACACAGAGAUGGUACCAUGAUAGAAAAGGAAAAGGAAAAAACCACCUAAAACAUCCUUCAGAAGCAGAAGAUGUUCUGAUAAAACUGAUAAGAGUGCUGGCCAACCUCUCMAUUCAUCCCAGCAUAGGAGCAGCUCUGGCAGCUGCCCAUCCUGUUGUAGGAUUACUUGUUACAGUUCUAGAAUACAAGUCAGUCGAUGACUGUGAAGAGUUGGUCAUCAAUGCUGCAACAACAAUCAACAAUUUGUCUUACUAUCAAGUGAAGGAUUCUGCAGUUCAAGACAAGAAGCUACACAUUGCUGAAAAGCUUUUAAAGCUGUUAAUGAGUGACAAUAUGGAUGCAGUUGUGGAGGCCGUCAGAGUCUUUGGCAAUCUUUCCCAGCAUCAUGAGAUCCGUGACUUCAUCAUGCAGAAAAACAUAUACAAGUUCAUGAUUACUUUGCUCGAUUCCAAGAAGCGAGAUGUAUGUUUUUUUGCCUGUGGAGUUCUGCUCAAUCUCACAGUAGAUAAGAACAAACGAGCUUUUCUGAUGGAAGAAGGAGGAAUUGGAAAACUGGUUGACUGCUUACAAGAYUUUGGGCCGGCAGACUGGCAGCUCUCGUGUUUGAUCUGCAAAACCCUGUGGAACUACAGYGAGAACAUGACAAGCACGGCCUCCUGCUUCGGAGGAGACACCRACACACUGCUGGCACUGCUCACGUCACUUUUAGAUGAAGAGGUAGAGUUGGAUUGCAGCCUCGACAGAGAYAUAAUGGACUGCCAAAGAGUAUAUUGGGAAAGAGAGUUCAAACCCGUGGCAGAAAAACUUCUUGACAGAAUUCAAAGCCAUCACUCCUUUCUUCCAGCUGAGCCUAUCACUUCAUUUUAAUCAGUUGGUUUUUUUUGUGGUGUAAAUUGUAUAGCUUUGUAUUUCUAAUAUACCUGUACAUUGCUAUUGGUAAGGUUGUGGGAGAGAAUGGCUAUUUAAAAAAAAAAAAAAAAGGUCAGAAAAGUCUGGCAUUUAUGUACUGGGUGCUAUCUUUUGAAGAGCUUGUGUGGAAUUUUUGCAUGUGUAAUUAAUUUUUACAAUAUACUUGAGCUGAUGAAGCAGCUGUUCCAUGUAACUUGUCUAGUAAUUGCAUCAUUCCUUG
Molecule: messenger RNA, 3005 nt
Organism: Malurus melanocephalus (red-backed fairy wren)
Lineage: Eukaryota; Metazoa; Chordata; Aves; Passeriformes; Maluridae
Gene: ARMC2
Product: armadillo repeat containing 2
Exons: 18
Coding region: 89-2743 (884 amino acids)
Biological process (GO): cilium organization; sperm axoneme assembly
Molecular function (GO): protein binding
Source: RefSeq, a predicted model, not a curated record